AUGUCACCUCCUUUCCAAAUCAAUGAUUGGCGUCAAGCAGCAGCCGAUGCCCGGCGUACUCUUGAGGCUUCCAUUCCCGAAGCGUGGCGUCUACCAUCGGAUCUGAAGAUAGUGGCGGAAGAGGGAAAGCUUCCUCCUGAAGAUCCAAGAGUCCUUCGUUGUGGCAUACUUGAUGCCCUCGAUCUGGAGAUAACGUCCAUUCGAGAUGUCGAGCAACUGCGGUCAUCGUUUGCAAGCGGGAAGUAUACUGCCGUACAGGUGGCUACUGCUUUUUGCAAGAGGGCAGCAAUCGCACAUCAAUGCACUUCAUGCCUUACCUGCUUCUUUCCCGAGCAGGCGAUACAGCGGGCUCGAGACUUGGAUGCGCACCGUGAACAACAUGGAACAGUUACAGGUCCCAUGCACGGUAUCCCAGUCUCACUCAAAGACAUGUUUGAUAUUGCUGGACAACCAACGACUCUCGGACUGGUUUCUUGGCUUCCAAACAUUGCCUCGAAGAAUUCUGACGUCGCCGACGCUAUACUGGCAGCUGGCGGGAUUCUAUAUGCCAAGACAGGUUGUUCACAAGCUUGCCUUAUGGUUGAGAGUAUCAACAACAUUUUUGGAGCCAUUCGAAAUCCCUACAACUUGAGUUUGAGUGUAGGGGGCUCCACCGGAGGUGAAGGUGCUUUGAUCGCAUCUAAAGGCAGUAUAAUCGGCUCCGGGACCGACGGAGGAGGAAGUCUUCGCUUUCCGGCCAUGUUCUGCGGCUUGUGGGCAUUGAAAUGCUCCAAAGGGCGGUUGUCAUGUCGAGGACUUGGGUUAAUGAUUGAUGGCAAUGAAUCGGUCAAUGCUGGCCUUGGACCACUUGCAAAAACUGUCUCUGGCCUGGAGUGGUGGAUGCGGAUACAGUUGGCAACAGAACCAUGGAAGGUCGAUCCUGGGUGUGUCCCGAUGGCCUGGGGAAUACAAGAAGCACAUCUCCCGACUUCAAAAUUGGUGAUUGCCGUGCUUCGGGAUGAUGGCGUGGUCGCACCGACCAAGCCUGUACGGAGAGCUUUGGAACAGGUUGCCUCUGCACUAGUGGCUGGUGGCCACAGGGUUGUAGAGCUGCCCGCCGAGAAACUGAAGACUUUGCAUCGACGGGGAACAGCAUGUGUGAUGAAAUCCAACGUGCAGAACGGUGGUCGAGGAGUCAUGAAGCAUAUUCAGGCUUCAGGGGAGCCAGUUGUUCCGCGCACAGCUACCGGGUCGUCGGACUCGUUGUUGACGACUGAGGAGGUUUUCGCAAACCAUAUUGAGAGGGGACAGAUUGCUUACGAGUAUGCAACUCUUUGGCAAGAGUAUGGAAUGGAUGCCAUCUUGACUCCCGCCGUCGCACAUCCAGCUCCGCCACAUGGAAAGUACAUCAGCAAUUCAUAUGCUACUAUAUAUAACAUGUUGGACUACACGACCGGAAGUAUUCCUGUAACCACAGUCAGCAGGGACGAUUCGCCAGAGAGAGAGUGGCUAGACCAAACUCCGUAUCCACGCGUCGAACCUGUGAGGUUCCCUUAUGACUUAGGGGACAACGAGAUGAAGGAAUUGUUUACUAGCGCAGAGGUGUUCGAGAAUGCACCCGUUGGCGUGCAGAUCGUUUGUCAACGACUGCGAGAGGAAAAGUGCAUUGGAGUGAUGAAGGAGAUCGAGCGACUUUUAGAAUUUUCCAGUUGA
Molecule: messenger RNA, 1692 nt
Organism: Fonsecaea monophora
Lineage: Eukaryota; Fungi; Ascomycota; Eurotiomycetes; Chaetothyriales; Herpotrichiellaceae
Product: phosphoribosylamine-glycine ligase
Exons: 3
Coding region: 1-1692 (563 amino acids)
Source: RefSeq, a predicted model, not a curated record